GAUGGCGGCGGAGGCGGUGGUGCGGAUCCAGAGCGACUGGGAGCAGGUGUUGAGGAAGAACGAGGGGGAGGCCUGGCUGAGCUGCAGGAGCCCAGGAAAAUCUACUUUGUAUGGGACCCUGACUCGUCAGGGGGUUGGCUCAGAUGGAGUUCCUGAAAUCGUGGCCUCCGAAGGGUUUGUUGUAAAAGAAAUAACGAAGAAAAGUCUGCUUGUUUCUUGCCCUCGUGAAAACGCCUCCACCAGAUUUCUGGCCCCCUACACCGCCUUUUGUAGACUCCAUCAAAAAAGUGUCACCUGUCUUGACAUUUCCAGUGGUGGUGGGCUUGGGGUGUCAACCAGCGCUGACGGGACUAUGAAAAUCUGGCAGGCUGCUAAUGGCGAAAUCCGUAGACGUUUGGAAGGCCACGUGUAUGACGUGAACUGCUGCAGGUUUUUCCCAUCAGGCAUCGUGGUCCUGAGCGGGGGAAUGGAUGCCCAGCUGAAGAUCUGGUCGGCGGAAAAUGCCGGUUGUGUCGCAACCUUUCAAGGUCACAAAGCAGGAAUCCUGGACACGGCCAUCGUAGAUCGAGGAAGGAAUGUGGUCUCCAGUAGCCGGGACGGCACUGCCCGCCUCUGGGAUUGUGGGAGAUCUGUUUGCCUGGGCAUAGUGGCAGACUGCGGCUCCCCCAUCAACGGAAUCGCCCUGGGAGAGGCAGACAACACCUUAAAUUUGGGAUCUCCUGAAACAAUACCUAGCGAUCGUGAAGUCGGAACGGAGGGGAAGCUGCUGCUGCUGGCUCGGGAAGACAAGAAGUUCCAGGGGGUGGGGCUGCAGAGCCGGCAGCCGCUUUUCCUCUUCGUUGGCUCCGAUGCAUUCAAUUGCUGUACAUUCCUCUCUAGCAUCUACCUCCUGGCAGGAGCGCAGGACGGGAACAUAUACCAGCUGGACGUAAGAAAUACCAAGGCUCCAGUUCGGAUCAUCCGAAGAUCUGGUGCGCCGGUCCUUUCCCUGCUCCCGUACAAAGACGGAUUUAUUGCCAGCCAAGGUGAUGGAACCUGUUUUAUUAUACAGCAAGAUCUUGACCACAUCGUUGAGCUUACAGGAGCAGACUGUGACCCCGUGUACAAGGUGGCUACCUGGGAGAAGCAGAUAUACACGUGUUGCAGAGAUGGGUUGGUGAGGAGAUACCAUCUUUCAGACCUCUGACGGGAUCGGAGCCGCAAGCCCUGGA
Euleptes europaea (tarantolino) is the source of this 1211-nucleotide messenger RNA. RefSeq names its product proteasomal ATPase associated factor 1 (gene PAAF1). The record is from RefSeq and is a predicted model, not a curated record. The transcript has 12 exons. Lineage: Eukaryota; Metazoa; Chordata; Lepidosauria; Squamata; Sphaerodactylidae. Gene Ontology annotation, molecular function: protein binding. The coding region runs from base 2 to 1186 and encodes 394 amino acids.